GUGCUAACCUUGUGCUAACCUGCUCUGAGUACGACACCAAAUUCAAAUUACUCCGCCGAAUGACAUUUCUACUAUUAGUAAUUGCAGCUAUUUGUGGAACAAUACUAUGGGCCACCCUUUGAGAAUGGCCAGCACACGAGUUUCCCUCUCUGAAGGCUAAUUUCAGUUUUGCAAGCCAGUUACGAACAAACCUUGGAGCGUUCUCGGAGCAGGAGAGCUUGCAGCGUCUCUGCCAUCCUAAUCCAGAGCCACGGCCACCUUCAGCCGAUUCUUUUGCUAAUGUGGCCUAUCAUUCCUGAAAUAGUACUAGUGAUUUCAAGGCAAUGGCGAGGCGCAUUGAGGUAUGUCAGUAUGUAAAUGCCAUGUUCUAGGAUCCGAAGAAAAGGAUUGGAUGGAGAUAACAGCGACGAAGGACGCCAGCGCAGCAAAUAUGUACGGUAGAGUUCAGCGCUCAUGCCAGUGGCUUGGUGAUCAUUCUAACUUGAUCACAGCACCUUCCACUUAUGGACGUUGUAUUUUUAGCACCACUGCGGGGAGCUGCACUUGCGCAGGGUGUCUAGCUACACUGUUCCUGUGGACAUCGGCUCGAAAUGUCAAGCGGGGUGCAUGGGUCCUGUCAAUAUUUGCGAAACCGCGGUCUGUCAUUAAAUGAUGAACGUUAACUGCGCGGGGCUUUUCUCGUAUUCCUCCACCAUUAAAAGUGUACUUAAGGUCAGAACGUGUUUUCUGCAUUGCAUCAACCGCCAUUCUUUCCCCCCGUUUCUUACCUCUUACCUUUCCCAAGCUCAUUACCUCACAGGAUUAUGGGUCUCGAUACACGAGGAGACAUUUCCAUCGUGGAAAUCAUUUUCUACAUUCCCAUUCUCGCUACCAGCUUGAUUAUCACGUUGCGACAUGGUUUCUCUCGUCGAGCUGGCUGGAUUUUCCUUCUGAUUCUAGCUAUUAUCCGUAUUGUUGGCUCUGCAAUCCAUCUUGCGUCUGAGAAUAACCAAUCAAACACAACGUUGCGGAUAACGUAUAGUGUCCUUGAAGCCGCCGGCCUAUCCCCAUUAAUCGUCGCGACUUUGGGAUUCUUGAAUACUAUUGCCCUACAUGCCUUCGACGGCGAUCGAGCGGUGACCCUGAUCCUCCGUUUAUUGGGCACAACGUCUAUCGUUGCGCUCGCACUGGUGAUCGCUGGAGGCAUCAAACUUGCCAAUGCCGAUAACGAUAUUUCGAAACUUAACUCAGCCUCAACACUUAGACAUGUCGGAGCUAUUCUUUUCCUGGUUCUGUUCAUCUUCCUGGCUCUACUGCAUCUUUACUACUGGGCACAAAGAGAUAGAAUCAUGGAGCAUAGGCGAAAGCUUCUCAUCGGCAUUUCGCUCGCGCUUCCCUUCCUCGGCGUGCGGGUGAUAUACGCUGUACUCUCUUCCUACGCACCUGUGGAUCCGAACGAUACCAACGGGAGCCUUGCUAAAUUCAGCACAUCCACUGGUGCCUGGGCAAUAUACCUCGGGAUGGCCGUCAUCAUGGAGUUCAUCGUCGUGUUGAUUUAUACAUUCUGCGGCAUCACGAUCCCAAUGUUAAAUGAUCACAAGCAAGGGUCGACAACAAAUGACUACAUGGAGAAUGGGAGUUACGAUUGGAGCGAACCCAUGAGCAGGCGGAACCAGGUGUGAUGAAUUUGUGGAGAAGAUGUGUUUCAGAUUUUAGCUACGUUUGGAUUAGCACUACCGUAUCAACUGCGUGAUUCCCGUUUCCAUGAUAGCCAAACCUGUAUGUAUCUUUCCGGCACCGUUACUUUACUACACCUGCAUACUCGCCUUCUCCCCUGCUAACCGUUUUACAUCACAGCUACUGUAUAAGGUGAGUCCUAAAAUUUCUAGCAUGCGUCGGGGACAAUACUGUGUUAUCUCGAACAGAAUCUCUCUCAUAUAAUUCCAAGUUUCUUCGUCC
Messenger RNA from Somion occarium, 1938 nucleotides. Lineage: Eukaryota; Fungi; Basidiomycota; Agaricomycetes; Polyporales; Cerrenaceae. The record is from the annotation of a GenBank genome assembly.